AUGGUUUCAUGGACGACACUUCAGACGGCCGCAUUCCUCUUUGGACCGAUUUUCAUUCCUAAACUUAUCGCGAUUAUCCGGUCCGUGAAUGUGCGGAAAACAUCGACACGAACUCUUGACCCUCAGACAAGAUUGAGUCUGAAUAUUUUAACGCUUACCAUAUUCCUCGCACUUGCCUCUUCGUUAUCCUACUUUCAAAGCCAAAAUAUCAUCAAGGCGACGGAGAGUCGACUUCUUCUGACGCCUAACGAUGUUCUCCUGCGUAGACUUGAAAAUCUACGGCUCCGAGAAGGGCUACAGGGCCUCUCAAGUACCGAUGUAGUACUACUAAACACGCUCAAAACAAGGGAGGGUCGUCUCCUCUAUGCUGCACAUGGCCCCAAACCCUUGACUGAAUGUGCUUGGUGCUCAAUUUCGGACCCCUCUAGUUAUUUAUUUUACAGUGCUCCAACAAUUGCGGCCCCUCAUAUUGUGAACAUUGCUGUUCUCGGAUUGGUUACAUCCUCCUUGUCUUCCAAGACUGCCAGGUCAUUCCGGAUCUCUGCUACCAUGGCUGGAUUAGGGGUUGCUUUAGGGGAAUUCGUUUUACUAUACAGCCAUGACCUUUUGCAAAAUACACAGGCUACUUCAACUCAAGAUAUUAACUGGUACCAUUGGCGGCUACUCACAUAUAGAGGCUUAGCGAUCGCCACCAUCAACUGUAUGCUUGGAGUCGUAAUUUAUAUGACUGCUACAGGCCGGUAUGGCUUCAGUGGGGUUUCGGAUUUGGAAAAGAUUGAAGCCUUGUCCAAAUCUCUCGAUGUUGGAGUGAGCCACGUUCGGACUAGCCUUUUUGUGAAGAGCACAACGACGAGAAAUGAAUCGAACCUGAACGACAUCUCCGAAUUCUGGAGAACAGAAGCAGCGAAUCGUCGGAACAUUGCAAGCCAGGUCGAGGAUACAAAAAACCAGGUAUUGGGGCGUGUCAACCUCAACUCUAUCAACGAUGAAGCAUUCAAGUUCACUUCUAGCCUCAUCGAUGCUAUCGCCGCAACAAAGGGCCCUGUUUCCAAUAUACAGAACUCAACAGAGCUCUCGACAAGCUAG
Molecule: messenger RNA, 1086 nt
Organism: Orbilia oligospora ATCC 24927
Lineage: Eukaryota; Fungi; Ascomycota; Orbiliomycetes; Orbiliales; Orbiliaceae
Exons: 2
Coding region: 1-1086 (361 amino acids)
Source: RefSeq, a predicted model, not a curated record